Molecule: messenger RNA, 2550 nt
Organism: Beauveria bassiana ARSEF 2860
Lineage: Eukaryota; Fungi; Ascomycota; Sordariomycetes; Hypocreales; Cordycipitaceae
Product: Cutinase transcription factor 1 alpha
Exons: 6
Coding region: 1-2550 (849 amino acids)
Biological process (GO): regulation of DNA-templated transcription; DNA-templated transcription
Molecular function (GO): DNA-binding transcription factor activity, RNA polymerase II-specific; zinc ion binding; DNA binding
Source: RefSeq, a predicted model, not a curated record
AUGUCGUCCUUUACAUUUGCUCCCAGCCAGUAUCCUCCCCAGAAUCAACAGCAACGCGAGAUGCAAAAAAACUAUGUCUUCGUUGACGAACAUAACCGCCACAAGCGACUCAAAGUGAUGCGAGCUUGCGAAGGAUGCCGACGACGAAAGAUCAAGUGUGAUGCUGCUACCACAAACUCAUGGCCAUGUUCCGCAUGUGUACGCUUGAAACUUCACUGCGUACGACCAAACGGCUUCGACAGCGCUGGCGAUCCAACCACAUACGAGGCUUUCAUUACCCCAGAUCAGUUUCACCACAUGUCUAUGCAGGUCCCUCCGCAGCUUCAUCAAAGUGUCCCAGACAUGUAUCCUCAAAUGUCAAGCUAUACUGAAAAUCCUGCCGGCUUCUAUACCAUUCCUUACGACCCUUCCCAGGCCCAGCAUGACAUCAACUAUACCACUGUCCCACCUUCCGUCAUGCUCGAUCCCAACUCGUACGCGCCGCAAAAUAAUUUCCCCGCGUCUUCGCUCAACCCACCUGAUCACCCUGGCGCCUCUCCCGAGUCUUAUACCACCGAAACUUAUCAACAGCAAGACUUGGCUGAUCUUCUUGGAACCCUCAAGCUCAAUGAGCUCGGCACCGCCCCAUACCUACGGAAUAAAGCUUCUUUCCGCCGCGGCGAUGAACCGGUUGUCGAGGACGAUGAAGACUAUGGCGGUCUCCCCCCCAUUCUCUCUGGCUCCGGUUCUAAAAUCCGCAUACCCCCAGAGCUCAUGCCGGACGAGGAAACUGCUCUACACUAUCUCGAACUCUACUUUACCCAUGUCCACCCAUACGUGCCUGUACUGUACAAGCCACACAUCUAUCACCAAUGGCGCCAUGCCCGCGAAACCAUUUCGCCCCUCAUUCUCGAGGCCAUUUUCGCCAUUGGGGGCCGGCUUGCCGAGGAGCCCGCCAUGGGCCAGCAGUGGCUCGGUCUCGCCUCUCGACAUGCGGAUGCGUUCAUGGACACGCCACGGCUAAGCACGCUUCAGGCUCUUCUCAUGAUACUCAAGGCCCGUGAAGGUGCCCCUAAACGUGGCUACUUCUUCCGUUCUUGGAUGACUGUGGUGCAAUGCGUCCAGAUGGCUAAGGAUCUUGGUCUUGAUGAACAUUAUGAGGACCACGAGGACGGCAUCGAUUGCGAGCAUAACCCUACCGAUUGCCAUCUACGCACCCGAAUAUGGUUGACAGUCUUCGCAUGCGAAGUCAUGGUUGGAACGCCUCAAGGCCGCCACGACCUCGCUGUCAAUAUGGAUACUGUUGACUUUACCAUCCCAAAGCGUAUGCCUAAUGCUGACGAAUCGGAGUAUCAAGUCUCGAGAAAUUUUGUCUACUUUGUACGCAUUGUUCGCAACAUUCGGACCAUGAGCAGCACAUACGCCAGGCUCCGUAAGCGCAAGGACUGGGGAAUCGACCCUGAGUUCCAAGAGCUCGAUAAGACGAUUACUUCCUAUGUCAGCGACCUUCCAGCCGACCUAGCCAUUUCUUUUCCAGCAGACAACUCACCGCCCUGGUUGCCCAACAGCUUUAUCGGCAACCUGCACAGCUACCAUUACCUUGUCAUCAUCCUCUAUGUCCGGCCUCAGCUCUCCUUCCUCGACCCUAAUGUCAAUCGCGUUGCGUGGAAGCAACACAUGCUGCAGAGUUAUAGUGCUGCCAAGGCUAUCUGCAGACUGCAAGAAGCCAUCAUCAGCAACUUUGGGCUGUCUGGUCUCCAAUGCAUGCAGCGUGGCUUCUCCUUUACCGUCUAUGCCGGCUUGUCCUGUAUAGUCAUUCAUCUGGUUGCCAUUGUUUCCCCUGACCCGGAUCUCAACUCGGAUGCAAGGGAAUUCUUCACUCGGCAUAUGCGCAUCAUGGAGCAAGUGAUGGAAGUGUGGCCCAUGCCCGAGCUGCAAACACAGAUUGACACUGUCCGCGAGGCCUUUUCCGCGGACACGCGCAGGGCCUUUGUUCUGAAGCCAUCCUUCCCCUAUGGUAGCCCGCACCCAUCCAACAAAUCGAGCCCCCCACACAUGCCCAUUGGUGCGUACCAAGGCAAUGGUGGUCGCAGUGGCUCUUUGGAUCAACACUUGGACGCGCACAGCAGCAUGCGCUACGUCAACAAUCCAAUCACACCGCCAAUUUCAACCGGGCCCAUGGGCAGCAAGAACGAAUCGCCCGCUGUUCAGGCUCUCGAGCUAAUCCCGCAAGUUGGGACAUCAGUGGCCACCAUGCCACCUACUAUGGGACUCGCUGACCAAGUGGCAUGGAACCCGUCGCGUAUUUUUGAGCAAUGGAAUAACACGUUUGCUGUAGAGCCGCCGCAAACCAACAACAAUGCCGCGAUUGGCCUGUCACCUGGUGGAUCAGAUGUCACAGGGAUGUCUGAUGCGCGUACUGCCACCUCUGGCAUGGCUGCAAGCGCCCAAAAUACCUCAGAACCCCCUUUUGUGCCUAAUAUGGCCAGCUUCAUCACUCCUGCCAUGUGGCAAGAGUCUGUCGCUAGCGUCUACGAGGGUGGUCUCAAGCGUUCCUGGGACCACCAAUAA